AUGUUCUUUUAUCUAUCUCCCACAGAAAAUUUCCCUCCAGAUAAUUUAUUUUUACUUUUUUCUCUUAUAUUCAUCCAUUUUUCUGUACAUAUGCAUGAAUUCAUUACUUUCUUCCAGUUUUUAUCUACUUCUCUUACUCCAUUUUUCUCACUUUAUCAUUCCCCCCUCUCCCCACCCUCUAUUUUUCAUUCUUUCUUUGUCUCUUUAAUUUUUUCUUGCUUUUCUAUUUCAUUUUCCAAUUCCAUUGUAAUCUUUCUUCCUUUAAUAAUAGCUUUCAUUUUCCCUUCUCUAUCUUUUUUUUUCUAUCCAAUGAACGUUUCCAUUUUUUUUUAUUUUUUUUUUAUUUCUUUUCUCCUUUACCAUUUCUUUAUUUCAUUCCUUCCUUUCAAUCCUAUAUUUCUAUCACUUUUCUGUUCAUUUCAUCCUUCUUUUUUCCUCUUUCCAAACUCAACUUCCUGUUCAAUUUUGUUUUUUAAUUUCUUCCUUCCUUUCCCCAUUUCAAAUACUUUUUUUUCUCUUCCUUUCUAUCAUCUUCCUUUCCCCCAACUUCAUUAUGUCUCCUUUCAACCUCUCUUCUUUAAUUCCUUGCCAUCUUUCUUUUCACACUUUCUAAACUCAGCUUUUAUCUUCACUCUCUUCCUUGUUCCAAUUUCUUUUCUUUCUUUCUGCCAUCCUUCAUUUUUAACUUAUUUCAAACUCUUCCACCUCCUUCUUAAAUCUUUAUUUCUUUCUUUCUUUCCAUUUAGAUUUCUCUUCAUCAUGUACCUAUUUAUAACACCAUUCCCCAAAACAUCCACCUUGCUCUUCAUCCACAAACCAAUUACACAACACAUAUGUCUUUGUGCAUUUCGAUAA
This is a messenger RNA of Acanthosepion pharaonis, 855 nucleotides long. The record is from the annotation of a GenBank genome assembly. Lineage: Eukaryota; Metazoa; Mollusca; Cephalopoda; Sepiida; Sepiidae.